This is a messenger RNA of Pocillopora meandrina, 3634 nucleotides long. The record is from the annotation of a GenBank genome assembly. Lineage: Eukaryota; Metazoa; Cnidaria; Anthozoa; Scleractinia; Pocilloporidae.
AUGUUUGUUUUCUGUCUGUCGCAGCUUGGAAUGGAGCCCGAGGUAAAGCGCCUUAAAACGGACAAAAAAUAUAUGAAAAAUGGCGUGGCUGAUGAGAAAUUUAUCAUCUCAGACGAAUUUUCGGAUUCUGAGAGAAGCACCACCGAUAAUCGUGGCGAUCGGGCAGAACGCGCGCCCGACGCGGGAAAUGAGCAACUUCCGGUCUGUAAACAUGGCCUGGAGUGCAACGAAAUAGAUUUGAUCCACUUUGCAGAAUUCUGGCAUCCGACAGAUACAAAAUUAGAAGAUUAUGAAAAUAACAACGUGGAGGCCGGAAAACAUGAAGAAGAGGAAUGCGAUGUGGUGGAGUUGCCGAAUUACCAGGUUGAAUGCACCCAACCGGUUUUCGACGACGAGGAUUUAUAUUCUGACGAUGAGGAAGAAAAUGACAAAGAUGAUAAAUUCUUUCCGUCAAAAUCACGCGAAGAGCAUUUAAGUGGCGAUAGUUUGGGAUCGCAGUAAGUAUUUUUAGAAUGAGCAGGGAAUAAGCUCUUAUCAAACAUAGAAUGAGAACAAAGGUUGGCAGCAUGUUAGAUUUGCAACAGCCAGCUGCGCUUGAUGUGACUUGCCAGUUGUCACGCGAAAAACAGCUUCGAGUGUUUUUGUAUUCGCGAGGGGAAGAUUUAUGAAGAGAGGCGCUUAAUAAUUCCAUUUUACAUCUUAAAGGCAAAAUUAUUUAUUUUGUUGAUGAACUAACACAUCUAAUAUAACUAAUAAGAUACUAGGACAUUUACAUAACAAUUGUAGACGACACUUGAAGCCAUAACCUUGAAAGCUGUCUAAAGUUUGUAAUGGACAGUGCAGUGUUCUUUAGAUUAGCAAGUCUGAUGGUCGCACAAAACUAGACAGUUUGGCGCGAUGAUUUUUAAGCCCGUGUGAAAGUGUGAGUCCCCCCGAUAGAAAAAAACAAAUUUUCCGGGAUUUUAACCCAUAAUUAAAAUUAUGGAGUGUUAAUUGUACUUAAUUUACUUACGUCUUUUGUUCAUUAGUGAAUGUUCCGUUGUAGUGUUAUCCAUGAAUCAAACUCAUCUGAGUUUCUAGGGAAUUUUUUCUCGCCCUAUGGCUUCAGGAAAUAAAUGUUGAUCGCUGAAUUCCGGCAAAAAUUGUCUUUCAGAUUGUCAAGAAACGACACAGUUUUAAGUCGUGGUCCCAGCAUCGUAAAGUGCUACUCUCUUCUUUCCGAAUCCGAACGCCGGGAACUCAUAAGAAGGGCCUUUGAAAUGAAAGAUCUCUUGAAAAAGGAACUUGAUAAAACGUUAGAAAUUAUUGACGAGAAGAACAAAGAGCUCAGACGGGUGCAUUCUCAGCUAGAGAGAGGGCAACUGAUGGUUGAUGGAGAAAAGGAGGCUUUGGAUAAAGAUGACUUGUGCUAUUUUCCACUUUUUGCUGAGAGGGAGUACAAAGAGGGAUCAGCCGCUCAGAUGCAUUUUCGUCUUGCAGGUUAGAAUUGCAAGGCAUGAGUUGGGGCAGGGGGGAGGGGGGCAUCCCCUACUGUUCUCUAUACAUUUUUUAAGGUGCUGAUAAGGAGAAUUAGCUUAACGAUCCCAAGCUUCUGUAGUUGUUGAUCAUUUCCAUUAUUCUCAUGACCCUAAUAAUUGAUUCAGGGGAGAUGCUGUAAGGAGAAAUUAGAUGCUAGUCACUCUUAGGGGUUAAAGGGGUUAACUGGAAAACCAUCAUAGUUCCUCAGGCCUGUUUGUUUACCCAAAGUACAAAGAGUUCUAAGUGCUGGGUUCUGAAACCAGGCCCCACUUGCAAAAGCUACAAGAAGUCUUGGGGUGCCUCUUUCUAAGGCAGCAUUAGAGGAAGGGAGUCUCCUCUUCUUCCUGUUCUCUUCGACAUCCCACAUGUUAGCCUCUUUUCCAUUGCCCUCCUCUUUGAAAUGCUGUGGAUUAAUUAUUAGUAUAUGUUGACUUUGUUUUUGUUCUUUCAUUUCCCUUUCUCUUCCCAGACAAGGAUGGGAAGGGAGAGGAUAUUUUCCAUCCCCUUCCUCCCUCCCCCCCCCUCACCCUUCCCCCUUUCCCCAUGACUACAAACAACUCCUUUAUUCCCAUUUGUUUCCAAAUUUUCUGUACCUGACUGUUCUUAGCUGUGUACAUCAAUUUACUAUAAGUCAUGGUUAAACCCAACCUUCACAAUCAAAUUUUGGUACCAAAAGUUUCCACCAUAAUUUUUAUUCGAUCUUUUUUUUUUUAAUCUCACAGAAUCUCAGUUCUAUAGACUUGUUGAUACAACAGAUAAGUAUCGUGUUACCAAGGUGGACUACGUAGUGAAUCCAGUUAUGAUAAGAAGAUUCCAGAGAGCCAGACAGAAGCUGAAAGAAGUUCGUGGAGAGAAGAUGUCGUACCCUGUGUUAGCUUUCCAUGGGACAAAAGAGACCAACAUUCAUUCUAUUUGUGAUACAGGAUUCAGGGUUCCUGGAGAGGCAAACUUUGAGCAUGCAACUGAUAUAGGUAAUAAUUGUAAGUUACAGUUCUGAAGAGCCAAGUUUAAUUGCCACCAAGAUUCCCGUCUCUAAUACUGUAAUCUCAGGCCCUCAAUUGAACAUAUGUCUAAAAAGCCCCCCCCCUAUGACAAUACCUUCUCUUUUCAGAAGCUCUUCUAUAAAAGCCUUUCUUAUAUGCCUUUCUCCAAUAUCACUAUCAUUGUGGUCAUCAUCAUUUUCUUGUGAUCUAGCUAGCUAGCUCAGUAGAAUCUAUUCCAUCCCAAGGGAAGGAGAUUUUUGUGUAGCUGACUUUACAACCCUUACUAAAACUUCAAUCAUCAUCAGGUUUGAUAAAGCAUAACUUAAGCUGAAAUUUUUUCUAUUUUACCCAGGAGAUUAUGGCCGUGGUGUUUAUUUCAGUGAGUAUCCUUCCUAUUCAAUGAAAUACAUCCGAGGUGCAUCAAGGCUCCUUCUCUGUCAGGUGCUCCCUGGCAAAGUCUAUGGAUGUACCAAACUGAUCCAUGGGGAGCCCCUGGAGAUGGGUCAUGACUCUCACACCUCCCCUGACGGAAAAGAACUGGUCAUUUUCAACUCUCAUCACAUCCUCCCCUCUUAUGUUGUUCAUUAUGGUGAAGCUAAUGGUGACUUUUCAUAUGAAGAUACUAAUGUGUAACUGAAGGUUUAUUGUAUUUCCUCAAAGAAGCACCCAUAUUCUGAAAACCUCCAUUCGUCAAACAUUCAUACCCUUGGCCAAAAUAUCAAAUAAGCACCCUGCCCUUCUCUCUCACUUUCUGAAUUAGUAAGGAAACAAGGAAAACCUGUUUCUAUUGCCACCUUUUUUAAUAACUUUUCAACCUUCAACUACAGCUGAACCAGUAUAAGAGAAUAGUUUCUUAAUAAGCACCACCCUCAAAUAAGUACUCUCCAUCCCACAAGUGCUGUCCUUUCAAUAAGCUCCCUCCUUCCAGUAAGAGCCUUCUAUCCAAUAUACUACCUCCGUCCAAAAGCACUCCUCCUUUUGGGUGAAAAAUUAAAUUAUAAAAUAAUUCAAAUGGUACGUGCGCUCUGAUUGGCCAUAAAACCAUUUUACAUGAGUGUAUGUAAACAUGGUUUUCGUUCCUCUUUCAUUAGUUAUUUUAUAAAAGAAAUGUAAAAUGGUUUCCGUGUUUACAU